Molecule: messenger RNA, 2465 nt
Organism: Xyrichtys novacula (pearly razorfish)
Lineage: Eukaryota; Metazoa; Chordata; Actinopteri; Labriformes; Labridae
Source: the annotation of a GenBank genome assembly
ACACACAACCUGCUGCUCACAGACUGCUUUCACUCUGGCCAUGCCUAGACGCUCGCCGGAGCUGGACCUUGUGCUUAUGGUGUGUGCUGGAAUUUUUAUGUUUUUGUUUUGAGAAACCGUUAUGGGAAACAGCAGUGGGUCGUCUGUGGAGGAACUUCAAGCUUGUGAGAGUCAUCAGUGGUACAGGAAGUUCAUGUCAGAGUGCCCAUCAGGACUUCUCACAUUUUACGAGUUCAAGCAAUUUUUUGGCCUGAGGAAUCUGUCGGAUACUUCAGAUGCCUAUGUGAAGACUAUGUUCGCAACGUUUGACAUGAAUGAUGUAAGAUGAUUUAUUCUCUUCCAGUGUGAAAAUGUUUCUAUAACGCUACUGUUUUUCCGACUGUAAAUGGUCUCUGUUUAUCUUUGCUCUUGUAUAAUGAAAUCAAAGUGUUUAAGAAGUGUAGUCUUUUAAAAAAAAGUUGGUUUGUAAUUCAGUGUUGCAAUGAAAGAUAUAUUGUAUAUGCAGGUCAAUGGUUUUUAAAAUGCUGCUAGUCUAAUUAAAUUGAGUCAUAUAUUUUCAAUAUACCAGUAUAGCCAUAGAUAUAACUCUACUAUCAUUAAAAAUAAGAUAAUAAUCCUGACCCUCAUUUGUGAACCAAGAAAACAUGCAUGUUGAGCUGUUUGUUUUUACUUAUUUUCAAAACCAAUUACAAACAUGUCAUGUUUAUGAGCUGUGUAAGCGAAACAGAUGCUCAUUUUCAUUAAUAUUCUUGAGUUUGUAUGUGUAUUUUGCUUGUGUGUAUUUUUGUGUUUUCCUGAGAGGAAAGUGGUCCAUGUUAUUUCUGCUAAUAGAAAUCUGUUUGAGAGCACCUUAUUCUAUUAGUGAGGGGGGCUAAUCCCUCAGACUCUGCUUACCCAACUGACCCACAGCCUUGAAAAAGAUCCACCUGAACCACAUUGAUUUACUGACAGUCCAACACAAUUUCUGAAUUUAUAGAAAUUAUUUUAAUCCAGUUAUUAUAAAUACUAAUUUUAUGUUUAUCUGGGGGCUACAGCAGUCGUGUCUUUAUUUCACUGCUCUCUGGUUUUUUGAUCUGGAGUAUGUCUCAAAUGAAUGACCACGUUAACAUGAUCAUUUUUGUUUGUGCAGGAUGGCUUCAUUGACUUCAUGGAGUAUGUAGCUGCCCUGAGCCUGGUGCUGAAAGGAGGCGUGCAGCAGAAGCUCCGUUGGUACUUCAAACUGUACGACAUAGAUGGGAGUGGGUGCAUUGACCGUGAUGAGCUGCUUCUCAUAAUUAAGGUGAGCUUAGCAAGCCACGCUAAACUUGACUUAGAGAUUUGUGACAGACGAAGGUAAAUCCAAACAUUGUCCCGGAACAACCCUGUGAGACCACAAAGGUCUAAACAACAGACAGACAAUCCCUUGUUGGGCUUGCUCAAGGCCUGUGGUGACACAAGGAGGCAAACUGCUGACACUUAGCUGACAUCUAGUGGUGGGUAAAUGCAAAGCAACAACUCUGAGGUGAAUGUCUUUUUAAAUUCCCUUUAUUGUGUGUCAUGCUUAGUCCAUCCGUGCAAUCAAUGGUUAUCCUUAUGAGAUGUCAGCAGAGGACUUUGCCAACAUGGUGUUCGACAGGAUCGACAUCAACGGAGAUGGUAAGUGUUCAAUCAGAGAAACUGGGUUUGGAUCAAGUGAAGAAAUCUUGAAUAUUUCCAAGACUGAAGUUCGGCAUGUGUGUUUGUUUUCCAGGAGAACUUUCUUAUGAAGAGUUCAUGGAAGGGGUUCAGAAGGACGAAAUGCUGCUGAAAACUCUGACAGAGAGUUUGGACCUUACACACAUCGUCAAUAAGAUUCAAGGAGAGAUCAGAGGAAAUCAAUGAAAUUUUCCAGCAGGGAAGUCAGGCUGCGGAGAAAGGGUGCCCUAAAUGACAACUCGUUGGGGUCCAACUUGAAAUGUGCACGCCCCUGCAAUUCUUAGUUGAAUGGACCUUGACAUAUGUAUAUAUUUUGUAAUGUUUUUUCAAUGUGCCACAACUGAAUGACUUGAGGUGGGUUCAGGAUGGCCCACAAACUACUAUCAAGACAGAUGGAUGUGGAGUAAUGUGUGGCUCUCAUAAUAAUUGACCCUUAUGGAUUCUGAACCAUUCAAAGUUGUAUACAGUGAAGAGAUUUAGUUGGUCUCAUAGGGCCUAUAGUUUCCAAAAUUCAAUGUAACAAAAAUCCAGCUGAAACAAUUUGAACAAGUCUACAUCAUAAAGACAAACAGCAUCAGUGUUCAUCCAUGACACACUGCAUGAAGUGCCAAUAUUUGUAUGCUGUUUGAUACGAGACUGUGUGUUUAGGUAAAAGUAGAAUUUGUGAUCGUACAAAAAAGUCUCCAACAUUUUCUUUCACUUUGACUCAUUACAGAAAAGUGAACAAUGAGGUUGCUUUACUGGAGAGUAUGUAUGCUUCAAAAUAAACUCCAACACUUGUUUUAACAAAA